Molecule: messenger RNA, 1017 nt
Organism: Aspergillus terreus NIH2624
Lineage: Eukaryota; Fungi; Ascomycota; Eurotiomycetes; Eurotiales; Aspergillaceae
Product: amidohydrolase family protein
Exons: 2
Coding region: 1-1017 (338 amino acids)
Biological process (GO): secondary metabolic process
Cellular component (GO): cytoplasm; cytosol
Molecular function (GO): hydrolase activity; carboxy-lyase activity
Source: RefSeq, a predicted model, not a curated record
AUGCUCGGAAAGAUUGCGCUCGAGGAAGCCUUUGCGCUCCCCCGCUUCGAGGAGAAGACUCGCUGGUGGGCUAGUCUCUUCUCGACCGAUGCGGAGACCCAUGUCCGCGAAAUCACCGACAUCAACAAGAUCCGUAUCGAGCAUGCCGACAAGCAUGGUGUCGGCUACCAGAUCCUCUCGUACACGGCUCCCGGUGUCCAGGACAUUUGGGACCCUGUUGAGGCUCAGGCGCUGGCCGUCGAGAUCAACGACUAUAUUGCCGAGCAAGUCAAAGCCAACCCUGACCGGUUUGGCGCAUUCGCCACCCUCUCCAUGCACAACCCCAAGGAAGCAGCCGACGAGCUCCGUCGCUGCGUCGAGAAAUACGGAUUCAAGGGUGCUCUCGUCAACGACACGCAGCGCGCCGGUCCCGACGGCGACCAAAUGAUCUUCUACGACAACGCCGACUGGGACAUCUUCUGGCAGACCUGCACCGAGCUCGACGUGCCCUUCUACCUGCACCCGCGCAACCCCACCGGCACCAUCUACGACCGGCUCUGGGCCGACCGCAAGUGGCUCGUCGGCCCGCCGCUGUCCUUCGCCGCCGGCGUCUCGCUGCACGUCCUGGGCAUGGUCACCAACGGCGUCUUCGACCGCAACCCCAAGCUGCAGAUCAUCAUGGGCCAUCUCGGCGAGCACGUCCCCUUUGACUUGUGGCGCAUCAACCACUGGUUCGAGGACCGCAAGAAGCUCCUCGGCCUGGCGGAGACCUGCAAGAAGACUAUCCGCGAGUACUUCGCCCAGAACAUCUGGAUCACCACCUCCGGCCACUUCUCCACCACCACUCUCAACUUCUGCAUGGCCGAAGUCGGCGCCGACCGCAUCCUCUUCUCCAUCGACUACCCGUUCGAGACGUUCUCCGAUGCGUGCGACUGGUUCGACAACGCCGAGCUGAACAUCCCCGAUCGGUUGAAGAUCGGGCGCGAGAACGCGAAGAAGCUGUUCAAGCUGGGGCCGUACAAGGAUAGCGAGGCAUAG